Desarmillaria tabescens is the source of this 586-nucleotide messenger RNA. RefSeq lists its product as uncharacterized. The record is from RefSeq and is a predicted model, not a curated record. The transcript has a single exon. Lineage: Eukaryota; Fungi; Basidiomycota; Agaricomycetes; Agaricales; Physalacriaceae. Gene Ontology annotation, molecular function: nucleic acid binding; ATP binding. Bases 148 to 558 code for a protein of 136 amino acids.
GGGGUUGCCGUUCAAGGGCGUUAUGACAAAGCCUUACAUAAUUUGAUGGCAGUCAAUUUUGAGUAACCGUGCACUUCCCUUCCUUCCGCUCGUAUCUGGCACGCCAGGCGCGUCCGUUUGUCCCUUCGCUCACUACCAGAGCCAUUCAUGGCAUCUUCUUAUCGUUGGCAACACCCUCAUGGUCUGGAAAUACUUCAAGGCAUUGUCAAAAGGCUUGUUCCGUCGUGGAAAGAUGGACUCACUGACAUCCAAGCACUGGCUGUUUCCCGGAUUCUCGGUGGCGAAGACGUCCUGCUGUGCACCGCAACUGGUAGUGGAAAAUCAGCUUCGUUUGCUAUUCCGAUUCUUGUACACCAAGAGCUCUCCCGAAAUCCAACAGCCUAUCCCAGAUUUCGCUGUCGGAAACUUCCUGUAGGCAUUGUGGUGACUCCGACGAAUGGUUUAGCGGCAAAUAUUGUAUGCAUCCUGUCUCCUCUACCUAUUAGUAUCUCUUUAGUAAUGAUGAUAGGUAUCUGGACUGAAGGACUUCGGGAUCAAUGGCCUGGCUUAUACCCAUGAGACUCUGACAGAAACUCGCAAAGCUGGA